UCUGGUUGUUGUGUGUUGACUUCCGUGCUGUCCGCCGCUCCGACACUCGUGUGAUUAACGUCUGCUGUUUACCUGCGUCAGGUGACGUCAUACGCUGUUAUAAAUCAACCCUGACCCUCCAGUGCUACGAGUUCAACUUGGAUUUUUAUAUUUGACCAGUCCAUUCUAAUACGGUUUGUGACAAGUCAAACAUGACUUCACUCGCGUCAAACUUUACCGUGGAUUUGACUUUCACACAGUCAGAUGACUGUCCUUGCUGGAUAUGACUUGUACGCAGUCAAGUGAUGUCAUAGUUUGGAUAUGACUUUAACGGUAUGCGCCACCCCAGAGGCCGACCCGUCCACCUUCCUGACGGACAGGAACGAGACGUACGCCCAGUACACCUGCCGCUCGGGCUACAGGCUCCACUCGGGCGACAUGGAGAGGUCAUGUGACGCCAACGGCACGUGGUCAGGCAGCCAACCAAUCUGUGUGGUGGACAGUGUGCUACCCAAAGCCUACCUGGUCGUACUCAUCGUCGGUGCCACGGUGGCCGUGUUCCUAGCCUGCAUACCCUACGACUUCUACCGGUUCCGGAAACGGAAGAAGAAGGUUCGAGACCACCAGGAGCGUCUGUCCCUGGUGACCAGGAUCGCCCCGGGGCACGCCAAGGUCGUCGUGGAGACGGUACCGACUGACCAUGACCUCCUGACCCACGGGCACCCGCGGCGGUUUGGUCUCAAGUCGCUGUUCAGCGUGUUCCGGUUUGUGGGCGGGAAGAUGAAGCACGCACACAAUCCAGCUGACGCGGUUAACCAGACAUGCGCAGAAGAAGGGGUGGAAGAAACCCGCGUUGAACCGGAAGCCGGGGUAGAGCCGGAAAAAAUGACCGCGUCGUCGUAUGUAUUCAGCCCGGAGCCGUCAACAACCGGCGCGGAGUUACCUUCCGGAGCCGGAGCCACCGACUCGCUGGAUAUUUUCGAAACCGUACGGAGCCGGGACGAAACACCGGAAGUAGUUUCGCAUCACGGCGAUCUCAGACUGGUGCCUUCCGUGACGACGCUGCCCGAAGAUUUAAGGCCGGCGCCGAAGAAAGGCUGGCUCAUGUUCAAGAGGGCCAAUGAGAUAUCCGCGCGUCAGCCUGACAGGAAGAGUCACGCUGACGCCAACGACGCCAGGGGCUCAGAUGUUUCGGGUUCGGGGCCAUCCCAGCCGGCGAUCGUGCAAGUCACCUCCAUGAAAGAAAUCGUCGUACCAGGGGCGGAUAAAUCUCGAGGCAGCCCGCCAGGGGCCGCAACUUCGCCUUCACCCGUUCUCUCGCCCACACCGUCAACGUCAUCACCGGACAUGGGGUCGUUGAGAAACCUGGACACGAACUAUCGGACGUUUAGCUUCUCCAGGAAAGACACUAACGCCGCCUACCACUCGAUGCCGCUGAUUACAGACAGUCCCUGACCCAAGGUCAUCUCGACCUUCACCCCGUGACCUUUGUCUGACCUUCAAAGAAACUUAACCAAGUAUAAAUAUAUGGUACUAAUUGGAUUUUUUAUUACAUCGAGGCCGCCAUGUUUGAAAUUCCAAACGAGGCUGACGUGUCUAUAAACCUUGACUUUCUAUCCGUUUGUUUAGAGGCCAUCCGUUUGUUUAGAGGUUAUAAACUAUUUCACAGCUGCUUUGCUACCUGGAAGUAGUUUAGGUUAGUCUGCUGUUGUCCCGGUUACCAUAGUUACCCCAUCAUACUUGUGUGUGUGUGUGUACAUACAGUGUGUACACACUAGAGGGACCGGCGUACACAUGCGUGUAUUAGAAGCUAGGCUGUACACAAUAGAUGCCUGUAGAACAAUACCAAGUCUAUUAUAGAGUUUUUCCGCUUAGGAAUUAGGAACGGUAACUAGGUAGGCUAAUUUACGUGGGGUUACCUCCCCUUGUAUUGUACAUUCACAUUGCCCCUGUUUCAAAGUACCCCUCACCUUAACUGUGAUACGUGUUCGAUGUUUGGAGUUUCUAUAGAACAUACAUCCGUGGGUAGAGUUGUAGAUGUUUGUGUUGUGUGGAUGUAGUGUGAUGCUGUGUAAUGUGAGUGGUGUGGUGUGGGGUGUAAGAAGUGUGUGGGGUGACAGAAGGGUGAAAUUAUUGUGUAAAGGGCUCCCCCCUCUCCUCCCGCCCCUAGGGCGCUGACGUUUUCUAAUUUUGUAACCUGCUCCCCUAGUACUACUACAAGCGUUCUGUAAGUUUUGCCACCUUUUUUUUACAAAUAUAUACAGGCAGAUCAAUAUUCAUAGAGUACAAAUUUUGCCACGCCCCUUUCAUAAUUAAAGCCACUGUGUUUUUUUUUAAACAGAAUCUACAUAUGAAAUAUCAACCCUCAUUAAAGAUGGGUUGUUUUAUAAGUUGGGUACACGCCAUUUUUUAUUUUCACAUUCCUGUAACCUUGGCAGUCACGUGGUUUGUAGCCACUAGCGACCUUGACCGUUUUGUGAUUACUCACCAAGAGACCAGCAGUUACGCAUGACAGCUCACAUCUGUACGGGGAUUUCUUAAACACAUGCCGUUCCUACUGCUCGCAUUCCGGCUCCCACUUGUCAAAAAUUCCAGCUUCCACAACUAGCAUUCCAUUUCUCACAACAAUUCCAGCUCCCACCUCUAGCAUUCCGUUUCUCACAAUUCCAGCUUCCACGGCUAGCAUUCCAUUUCUCACAACUCAACAAUUCCAGCUUCCACGGCUAGCAUUCCGUUUCUCACAAUUCCAGCUUCCACGGCUAGCAUUCCAUUUCACACAACAAUUCCAGCUCCCACCUCUAGCAUUCCGUUUCUCACAAUUCCAGCUUCCACGGCUAGCAUUCCGUUUCUCACAAUUCCAGCUUCCACGGCUAGCAUUCCAUUUCUCACAACAAUUCCAGCUCCCAUAACUAGCAUUCCAUUUCACACAACAAUUCCAGCUCCCACCUCUAGCAUUCCGUUUCUCACAAUUCCAGCUUCCACGGCUAGCAUUCCGUUUCUCACAAUUCCAGCUUCCACGGCUAGCAUUCCGUUUCUCACAAUUCCAGCUUCCACGGCUAGCAUUCCGUUUCUCACAAUUCCAGCUUCCACGGCUAGCAUUCCAUUUCUCACAACAAUUCCAGCUCCCAUAACUAGCAUUCCAUUUCUCACAACAAUUCCAGCUCCCAUAACUAGCAUUCCAUUUCUCACAACAAUUCCAGCUCCCAUAACUAGCAUUCCAUUUCUCACAACAAUUCCAGCUCCCAUAACUAGCAUUCCAUUUCUCACAUCUCAACAAUCCUGGAUCGUUCUAACAUAAACUUCUCGCACAGAAUCCAGGCAUCAUUUAACCAUCACCAGCUUCUACAGCCGGUAUUACAGCUCUUAAAAGAUUCUUCCAGCUCCCAUGUAGCACACACCAGCUUCAAGCCUGAGCGAUCCUAAGAUACCCCUUGUCUAAACACGGAACUGACCCCUAAACACAUGUUGCUUCUUGUAACUCUUUAAAACCCAGUCCCAAAGUUUAUCUUAUUACAGCGCUUUAACUUUAAACCAAGCUUGUCCAAAAAUAGAAUCGGAUUUUCACAUUUCUCUCCCCCUUAACUAAUGUUAUACAGUACAUACAAGUAGCGUACUUUUCUUUUCCCUUACUUGUUUAUUAUUUUCAAUGUUUCAUGCAAAAUUUGUAAAAUUCAUAUAAUUUUAAAACAAAAAUUACUUAAAU
Messenger RNA from Physella acuta, 3682 nucleotides. RefSeq lists its product as uncharacterized. Lineage: Eukaryota; Metazoa; Mollusca; Gastropoda; Physidae. The record is from RefSeq and is a predicted model, not a curated record.